AUGUGGCAGCUUUUAGCAACAGCAUGCUGGGUGCUUCUUCUUGGACCUAUAUAUGGUUGUAAGAAAGGAAGCAUCACAAAUCCUGAAGCUAAUAUGAAUAUUAGCCAGAUUAUUUCUUACUGGGGUUAUCCUUGUGAAAAGUAUGAUGUUGUGACAAAGGAUGGCUAUAUCCUUGGAACUUAUAGGAUUCCUCAUGGAAGAAGAUGCCCAAGGAAAACUGCUCCAAAACCAGUUGUGUAUUUGCAGCAUGGCUUAAUUGCAUCUGCCACUGACUGGAUCUGUAACCUCCCCAACAACAGCUUGGCUUUCCUUCUGGCAGAUAAUGGUUAUGAUGUAUGGAUGGGGAACAGCCGAGGAAACACCUGGUCCAGAAAGCAUCUGAAAUUGUCACCCAAGUCCUCAGAAUACUGGGCGUUUAGUUUGGAUGAAAUGGCUAAAUAUGACCUUCCAGCCACAAUCAAUCUAAUCAUAGAGAAAACUGGACAAGAGCAACUCUACUAUGUGGGCCACUCUCAGGGCACCACCAUAGCUUUCAUUGCAUUCUCUACCAACCCAGAACUGGCUAAGCGAAUUAAGAUAUUUUUUGCACUGGCACCAGUUGUCACGGUGAAGUACACCCGAAGUCCUAUAAAAAAUUUAACAACUCUUUCCAGGCGAACCAUCAAGGCACUGUUUGGUGACAAAAUGUUCUCCCCUCACACAUUGAUGGAACAAUUUAUUGCCACCAAAAUGUGCAAUCGGAAGAUAUUCCAUCAUAUGUGCAGCAACUUCAUGUUCACUGCAACUGGAUUUGAUCCCCCAAACCUAAACAUGAGUCGCUUGGAUGUCUAUUUGGCACAGAGCCCCGCAGGAACAUCUGUUCAGAACAUGCUGCACUGGGCCCAGGCAGUUAAUUCUGGUCAGUUUCAAGCCUUUGACUGGGGACAGCCUGAUCAGAACAUGAUGCACUUCCAUCAGCUCAUACCUCCUUUAUACAAUGUUACUGAGAUGGAAGUUCCAACGGCCAUUUGGAGUGGUGGACAGGAUAUUUUGGCUGAUCCCAAGGACGUUGAAGAUUUGCUACCUAAAAUUGCCAACCUCAUUUAUUACAAGGCGAUCCCAUACUACAAUCAUAUGGAUUUUUAUCUUGGACAGGAUGCUCCCCAGGAAAUUUACCAAGACUUAAUUAAAUUGAUGGAGGAAUGUUUACAAAACAAAACACACUUUUUUCUCUAA
Messenger RNA from Urocitellus parryii (Arctic ground squirrel), 1215 nucleotides. RefSeq names its product lipase family member K (gene Lipk). Gene Ontology annotation, molecular function: hydrolase activity, acting on ester bonds. NCBI's taxonomy places the organism in Eukaryota, Metazoa, Chordata, Mammalia, Rodentia, Sciuridae. The record is from RefSeq and is a predicted model, not a curated record.